This is a messenger RNA of Hevea brasiliensis (rubber tree), 1293 nucleotides long. RefSeq names its product membrane-anchored ubiquitin-fold protein 3. The coding region runs from base 516 to 875 and encodes 119 amino acids. NCBI's taxonomy places the organism in Eukaryota, Viridiplantae, Streptophyta, Magnoliopsida, Malpighiales, Euphorbiaceae. The record is from RefSeq and is a predicted model, not a curated record. The transcript is spliced from 5 exons. Gene Ontology annotation, molecular function: protein binding.
CACCAGGUGUUGAUAGCAUUGAAAUGGAGCCAGUGACCAUUGCUUGUUAUCGGCAGACACAGAUUUUCGAUGGGGAAGGAGAGAACAAAGAAAAGGAUCGGGAAGACAAAGUAAUUAACAAUCAACGAACAUAUCUCUCUUUCGAUGGAAGCACCGAUACCGUAACUGAGAACCCUAAGCGAUUUGUUUCGGUUUCGGUUUCUGUUUCUGUUUCUUUUUACUCUCGCUGAUCCAGCGAUCUUCCUUUCUUUCUUUCAUGGAUUCUUGAUCUUGAUCAGAAACAAGCAGCAAGAGUGGAGCUGUUAUACGGAGAAUCCAUUGGGUCAUAUGAAGUGCUUACUUGAUUGGAUUGGUUCUCUAGCAGUUGAUUCUGACGUACCGUAUUUUCAUGUUUUCACACCCAACAAACUUUUUGGCCAAUUCACGGAGGUGAGUGGAGUGAGAUAAAAAUUUUCUUGUGUUGAUUGGAUACCGCGUGGUAACUGCAAACUGAGCAGAAGAGAAGAAAGGUAGUUAUGGCUGAAGGAGCAGAGCAAAUUGAGCUUAAAUUCCGCAUUUAUGACGGAACAGAUAUAGGGCAUAGUACUUAUGCGUCAUCAAUGACUGUUGGAACUCUGAAGCAAAGGCUAGUUACAGAGUGGCCCCGAGAUAAAACAGUAUUACCCAAGUCAGUAAAUGAUUUGAAACUAAUACAUGCUGGUAAAAUAUUGGAGAAUAGUAAGACACUUGCUGAUUCCAGAAUAACCUAUGGUGACCUUCCUGCUGGGGUUAUAACAAUGCAUGUACUGGUACAGCCUCCUGCAGCUAAGAAGAAGAUGGACAAAAACCCAGAGGAGAUGAAAAAGCAGAAUUCAUGCUCAUGUGUUAUCCUUUGACAUUGGAAGCAUGCUUUUUGGCUACAAAUGCCGACAGCAUCACCCAUUGAAAAUUUUUUGUUUAAUUAGUGAUAUUAGUGCAGUUUCACAUUUCAUAUGGCAUUCAUAUGUGUGGAUUGCAUUUGCAAUUUCUAAUUGCUUUUGUUGUUUUUCCUGUUGUAAUCAGUCUCUUAAAAGCAAUAUUAGACUAUCAGCUCAUUUUCUUUACCCGGGAGUAGUAUUUUGCUGAGCACAGUGAUAGAGGCGUAUGUUUAUUUGAGAUAUAGACAGAGAGAUAUAGUAUGAACUAGAUGAACUUUAGCAUUUGGCAUUAAUUAGUUGUUUUUUUAUUUGUCAAAUGAAAGGCAUUCUGGAACUGCAUGUAUAUUUGAAAGUGCGGGAGAAUGAUGAUAGGUGUUUAGGAGGAUUUGUAGUUUAA